AUGGGAGCGUCUGAAAUCCCAAUAUUCCAUCAACCAGUGGUCGCGCAAAUGAUGCAGUUGCAUGACAUUGCGUCUGCCCCAUUAGGGAUUUAUCAUGAAGGUGACGAAGCUGUUAUUCCUUUUUGGCAAGGAAUUCUGCAUUAUUCCUACAUUGAUUGGAGUUAUCAGAGCGAACAAGAAUCUUGCACUGAUGGCACGGUCUCAAAAUCGGGUUCAAUACAAGGAAUGAUAAAGGAAGAACCAUCUGUGUCAAUCUCUUUGGUGCAAGAAAGGAUAACCGCUAAAUAUGGCUUUAAAGUUUCCUACAGAAAGGCGUGGUAUGCGAAGCAGAAAGCGAUCCCAAUUAUGUACGGUGAUUGGGAGGAAUCGUAUGCUUUUUUGCCAAGGUGGUGCGAAUACAUGCUGCGCUUUUCUCCAGCCCAAGAUGGUAAUGAUGAAUGUUUACCGAUUUCUUUUGCCAUCGUUGAAGGCGAGACCUUGGAUGCAUGGAACUAUUUUCUUGUUAAUAUUCGUGCUCAUGUUACUGACAUAUCAAAUAUAUGUUUGAUCUCCGAUCGGCAUCGUAGCAUAAUAUCUGUUGUGGAGAAUAACCCUAAUUGGCAGCCACCAAAUGCAUAUCACGUCUUUUGUAUUCGUCAUAUUGCAAGCAACUUCAAUCAAAAGUUUUGGAAUGAAGGUUUAAAUCGGAUGUUAAAGAAUUUAGGUUAUACUCCGGCCAUCGUUGAUUUUGAAAGGAAUCUUGCGAGCUUUCGUGAAAGUAGUCCUCAAAUUGCUGAGUGGAUUGAUGUCAUUCCUAAGGAAAAGUGGUCGCGAGCCUACGAUAUUGAAGGACGGAGGUACGGUCAUAUGACAACAAAUUUGGCUGAAUCUGUCAAUAGGGUUUUGAAGGGGGACAUAAAUAUGUCUAUAACUGCAUUGGUUAAGCAUACAUAUAGCAGAUUGGUUGCAUAUUUUGUUGAGAGAGGAACAAAUGCCGUUGCACAACUUCAAUCAGCUCAUCGUCACUCCAAAAAUGUUGUUGAAUUGGUCAAGAAGAACCAAUGUGGAAAGUUUAAGGCCUUUAAGUAUCCGUGUAGUCACGCCAUAGCUGCUGCAUUAAGUGUUUGGCAAAGUGCGUUCACGUACGUUGACGAUGUCUUCUUGACAACAAACUUGGUCGAUGCUUAUUCUUUUCCGUGGGACACAAUCGGAAAUGAGGAAGCAAUACCUGAAAUUAGUGGUCCAAAGAUUAUUCCUGAUGCCACUAUGUUGCGUGCAAAAGGUCGUCCAAAGUCAACUCGCAUCCGCAACGAGAUGGACGAAGUUGAGACAAGUCAAAGCCGUAUCAGGUGUGGACUUUGCAAGGAACGCGGCCAUAAUCGUCGGGGAUGUCCAAGUCGUGGGAGAAACGACUGA
Gastrolobium bilobum is the source of this 1395-nucleotide messenger RNA. RefSeq lists its product as uncharacterized. The coding region runs from base 1 to 1395 and encodes 464 amino acids. Gene Ontology annotation, molecular function: zinc ion binding. The transcript has 6 exons. The record is from RefSeq and is a predicted model, not a curated record. NCBI's taxonomy places the organism in Eukaryota, Viridiplantae, Streptophyta, Magnoliopsida, Fabales, Fabaceae.